AUGUCGAACGCACCGAAGACGACGCGGGUGAAGAACAAGGCGCCGGCGCCGGUGCAAAUCACGGCGGAACAGAUCGUGCGCGAGGCGAACGAGCGCUCGGAGGAUGUCUACGCGGCGCCGAAACGGAAGAUCGCGGACCAGGAGGAGCUGAACGAGUACCGGUACGAACAGCGGAAGUAUUAUGAGGAUCGGUGUCGAUCGGCGUAUCACGAGACGCGGUCGUGGACGAAGUACGCGCGAUGGGAGGAGGGACAAGGGGACAUCCCGCGCGCGAGAAGCGUGUGGGAGCGGGCGCUGGAGCAUCACGGGCGAGAGGUGGCGAUAUGGUUGAAUUACGCGGAGAUGGAGAUGCGUAAUAAGGCUGUGAAUCACGCGCGGAACGUACUGGAACGGGCGUGCGCGACGUUGCCGAGGGUGGACGCGUUGUGGUACAAGUACGUGAACAUGGAGGAGGCGCUCGGGCAGGUUGCGGCGGCGCGGCAGGUUUUCGAGAAGUGGAUGAAAUGGGAGCCCGAACACACGGCUUGGCACGCGUAUGUGAAGAUGGAAGUGCGAUUUGGGGAGACGGAGCGUGUGAGGGAUAUUUUUCAGCGGUACGUGCAGGUGCACCCGGACGUCAAGGCGUGGACGCGCUGGGCCAAGUUUGAGUUCUCCUCGGGGAAUCGCACAAAGGCGCGAGAGGUUUACGAGGCCGCGGUGGAGUUCUUGCGAAACGAAAAGGACGUUGGGGAGAUCUACGCCAGCUUUGCCAAGUUUGAGGAGAUGUGUCAUGAGGUCGAGCGUGCGCGGGCAAUUUACAAGUUUGCCCUGGACAAUCUGCCGAAGGAACAGGCGGAGGUCGUAUACAAGGAAUUCAUGAAGUUUGAAAAGAUGCACGGCGAUCGUGAUGGCAUCGAAGACGUCGUCGUGAGCCAGCGUCGUUUUAAAUACGAGGAGGAGGUGUCGAAAAAUUCGCUCAAUUACGACACGUGGUUCGAUUACAUUAGGUUGGAGGAGAGUGCUGGCGACGUGGCAAAGACGAGAGAGGUGUACGAGCGAGCGAUUGCGAACGUGCCUCCAGCGAACGAGAAGCGAUUUUGGCAGCGGUACAUUUAUCUGUGGAUCAACUACGCGCUAUACGAAGAACUCGAGGCUCGAGAUGCCGAGCGCACGCGCGAGGUGUACAGAGCCUGCCUCAAGGUGAUUCCGCACGCCGAGUUCUCCUUCUCGAAGAUUUGGAUCAUGGCCGCCAAGUUUGAGCUUCGAGAAAAGCGCCUCGACGCCGCUCGUAAGAUUUUUGGCUUGGCAAUAGGUUUAGCACCCAAGGAAAAGAUCUUCGCGACGUACAUCGACAUCGAGUUCCAGCUCGGAAAUGUCGACAGAUGUCGAACGCUUCACGAGAAACACCUCGAGAUCGAGCCUCAAAACUGCUCGACAUGGAUCAAGUACGCCGAUCUUGAGCGUUCGCUUGGAGAAGUCGAACGAGCGAGAGCGAUUUUCGAGCUCGCCGUGGGUCAGAGCAUGUUAGACAUGCCGGAGGUGUUGUGGAAGGCGUACAUCGACUUCGAGACCUCCGAGGGAGAGCGCGAGCGCACGCGCGCCUUGUACGAGAGACUGCUCGAGCGCACGAAGCACGUCAAGGUUUGGAUGUCCUAUGCGCGCUUCGAGGCGACGCCAAUCGUCGUCGUCGAGGACGAUGCCGACGAGGAAGCCAUCGCGCUCGCGACGGCGGCAGCGGAGCAAGAUGAAAACGAGCGUCUCGAAUCGCGCCAGGCGAAAAGUCGCGCCGUGUACGAGCGCGCGCUCGGCGAGAUCAAGGAGAGUGAUCCUGACGCCAAGGAAGAACGCGUGAUGCUCCUCGAGUCGUGGAAAUCGUUCGAGGACACGCUUCCUUCUGAGUUUUCCAAAUCCGCCGACGUCAAAGCCAAGUUCCCGCGGCGCGUCAAGCGCAAGCGCGCCGUCACCGACGAUGACGGCCGCACGGUCGCUCAGGAGGAGUAUUACGACUACAUCUUCCCCGACGACGCCGGAGCUGGGCAACCGAACCUCAAGCUUCUUGAGGCGGCGUACGCGUGGAAGAAACAAAAGGCUGCGGGCGGGACGUGA
Molecule: messenger RNA, 2085 nt
Organism: Ostreococcus tauri
Lineage: Eukaryota; Viridiplantae; Chlorophyta; Mamiellophyceae; Mamiellales; Bathycoccaceae
Product: Tetratricopeptide repeat-containing domain
Exons: 1
Coding region: 1-2085 (694 amino acids)
Biological process (GO): mRNA splicing, via spliceosome; spliceosomal complex assembly
Cellular component (GO): post-mRNA release spliceosomal complex; U2-type catalytic step 2 spliceosome; precatalytic spliceosome
Molecular function (GO): protein binding
Source: RefSeq, a predicted model, not a curated record